Molecule: messenger RNA, 5193 nt
Organism: Balaenoptera acutorostrata (minke whale)
Lineage: Eukaryota; Metazoa; Chordata; Mammalia; Artiodactyla; Balaenopteridae
Gene: FNBP1
Product: formin binding protein 1
Exons: 16
Coding region: 254-2122 (622 amino acids)
Biological process (GO): endocytosis; signal transduction
Molecular function (GO): protein binding
Source: RefSeq, a predicted model, not a curated record
GCUGUGGGGCGGGCUGGCGGGCGCUGCGGCGACCGCGGCUGCUGCUUCCUCGGGCCAUUUUGCUGAGGAGCGAAGGGGAGGAGGAGCCGCCGAGGAGACUCAAGGCGAGGAGCGGCGAGCCGGAGGAGGCGGCGACCGCGCGGGCACGGGCUUUCCUCGGUCGCGGGGAUCUCGAGGGGCGAAGGGAUCGCCUGGGAGGGGGACCGGAGAGCCGCGCCUGCCGCGCGGCGCGCCCCUUCCCGCCCCCUGCACCAUGAGCUGGGGCACCGAGCUCUGGGAUCAAUUUGACAACUUAGAAAAACACACACAGUGGGGAAUUGAUAUUCUUGAGAAAUACAUCAAAUUUGUAAAGGAAAGGACAGAGAUUGAACUCAGCUAUGCAAAACAACUCAGGAACCUUUCGAAGAAAUACCAACCUAAAAAGAACUCGAAGGAGGAAGAAGAAUACAGGUAUACAGCAUGUAAAGCCUUCCUUUCCACCCUGAAUGAGAUGAACGAUUAUGCUGGACAGCAUGAAGUCAUCUCCGAGAAUAUGACCUCCCAGAUCACCGUGGAGUUAGCACGCUACGUCCAGGAAUUGAAGCAGGAGAGGAAAUCGCACUUUCACGACGGACGGAAGGCACAGCAGCACAUAGAGACUUGCUGGAAGCAACUAGAAUCAAGUAAAAGACGUUUUGAGCGGGAUUGCAAAGAGGCUGACCGAGCCCAGCAGUACUUUGAGAAAAUGGAUGCUGACAUAAAUGUUACAAAAGCAGAUGUUGAAAAGGCACGACAACAAGCUCAAAUGCGUCACCAAAUGGCAGAGGACAGCAAAGCAGAUUACUCAUCAAUUCUUCAGAAAUUCAACCACGAGCAGCAUGAAUAUUACCAUACUCACAUUCCCAAUAUCUUUCAGAAAAUACAAGAGAUGGAGGAGAGGAGGAUAGUGAGAAUUGGAGAAUCAGUGAAGACGUAUGCAGAGCUGGAUCGGCAGGUGAUUCCAAUCAUCGGGAAGUGCUUGGAUGGAAUAGUAAAGGCAGCCGAGUCAAUUGAUCCGAAAAAUGAUUCACAGCUGGCCAUAGAAGCUUAUAAGUCUGGUUUUGAGCCGCCUGGAGACAUUGAAUUUGAGGAUUACACUCAGCCGAUGAAGCGCACUGUGUCAGAUAACAGCCUUUCAAAUUCCAGAGGAGAAAGCAAAUCAGAGCUCAAAUUUGGUGGCAAAUCCAAAGGAAAGUUAUGGCCGUUCAUCAAAAAAAAUAAGCUUAUGUCCCUUUUAACAUCCCCCCAUCAGCCUCCCCCACCUCCCCCUGCCUCUGCCUCACCCUCUGCUGUUCCCAACGGCCCCCAGUCUCCCAAGCAGCAAAAGGAACCCCUCUCCCAUCGCUUCAACGAGUUCAUGACCUCCAAACCCAAAAUCCACUGCUUCAGGAGUCUAAAGCGUGGGCUUUCUCUCAAGCUGGGUGCGACUCCAGAAGAUUUCAGCAACCUCCCACCUGAACAGAGAAGGAAAAAGCUACAACAGAAAGUCGAUGAAUUAAAUAAAGAAAUUCAAAAGGAGAUGGAUCAAAGAGAUGCCAUCACAAAAAUGAAAGAUGUCUACCUAAAGAAUCCGCAAAUGGGAGACCCCGCCAGUUUGGAUCACAAAUUAGCAGAAGUCAGCCAAAAUAUAGAAAAACUGAGACUGGAGGCCCAGAAAUUUGAGGCCUGGCUGGCCGAGGUUGAAGGCAGACUCCCAGCACGCAGCGAACAGGCCCGUCGGCAGAGUGGCAUGUACGAUGUGCAGAACCCCCCGGCCGUCAACAGCUGUGCACAGGAUCGGGAGAGCAGCCCGGAUGGCAGUUACACGGAGGAGCAGAGUCAGGAGAGUGAGGUCAAGGUGCUGGCCACGGAUUUCGACGAUGAGUUUGAUGAUGAGGAGUCCCUCCCUGCCAUAGGGACGUGUAAAGCUCUCUACACGUUCGAAGGUCAGAACGAAGGAACCAUUUCAGUAGUUGAAGGAGAAACAGUGUACGUUAUAGAGGAAGACAAAGGCGACGGGUGGACCCGCAUCCGGAGAAAUGAAGAUGAAGAGGGUUAUGUCCCCACUUCGUACGUCGAAGUCUAUUUGGACAAAAAUGCCAAAGGUGCUAAGACUUAUAUUUAAUACAACUUAAAAAAAACCAAAAACACAAAAAACUUUAAAACAUUGGAGUUGUUUCUCCCACAACUAUGACUGUUACAGGCAGUUCUUCAAAAGACUGAAUGGGGAGCGUCGCAGUUUCCUUUAGGGACGAGGUGGACUUUCAGGCAUCUUACACCUGAAUUUCCUGGGCUGGUUUUGACGAUAAUCAAGUUUCACUUGCUAAUGACAUUUCACUUGGAAAGCCGCCAGCUGCCAAUUUACAACUGUGUCCUUUGAAAUCCGAUAAACAUUUCUUCUUGGGCAGCAUCUGUAGAUAACCAAAAAGUUGCCUUCUAGCUUCUAAUCCGUAUUUCUGAAUCUAAAAGUCCAUGCACAUCCUAGGGGUGCAGAAGACUUCAGUUCUUUUAUUUAUAUGUAGUAUCUGCCAGAAAUUGAACUACCUUAGAAUGUUACAUUUUGUAACUUCAUAAACUGAACUACGCUAGUUUGUUAAAUUUUACAGUCAUUCACUUCGAAGGAAGUCAUCAAUGAAGUACAGAAUAAGUAAAGAAUAAGAUUGGUACCAAAAGUGUGUAUAUUUCCUUAAACAUGUUUAAGAUAAUUGUUAGAUCACCGUGUUUUCAGGUUAUGUCUAUAUGAUCCUAAACAACCAAUUGAAAUAUGGAAAACUUUGGUCGACCAACCAGUUGAUUUUUACGUAUGACUACUGAUCUUCCUUCCUUCUGCCAAUUGACAGAGUUGAUCAGAUGUGCUAGUGUUGUUUAGAUAAACUUACAUAAAAACAGCGCACUUCAUUCUGUUCUGUCGGAGGUUUUGUGGGAAGUGGAGCUGUAUUCCGCUCAUACCUGCCCAGGUGGGGCUGUGAAUAGACCCUUGUAAGCAACUGCUUCUACACACAGACCCCAGCACAUCACUUUUCAAGGGUUUUUUGGUUUGUUUUUUAAUCAUUGGCAUCCUUAAGACCCAAAGUGUGAAUUUACUGAAAACUGUUUUAGAAUUUCUAGCUCGUUUUAUGUUUCACCAUCUUAAAAGAAUCUGGGUCACAUGGGGAUCUGCAUUUUUAAAUUGGCAGGAUAGGUAGUGAAAUGGGUGACAUGCCCAAUGGCUGUGCUCAUUUCUAGAAUCUUCCCUGAGAUCACAGAAAACCAGCUAAAAGUGAGUCAGAAUAACAGAAAACCAGCUAAAAGUGAGUCAGAAUAAAGGUAUGGGGUUGAGAUUCUCUUUUUAUUUGGCUUUGAAAAUUAUUUAUUCAUGUCCUUCCUACUCUUAAAUAGGAAAUUAGCUCCUUGCUUCUACACUGUGGGCUCCUUUUAGAAUGUCAGAUCAAUUUAAAGCUGAUUUUAAAACUGACAGCAGCACAUCAAGGGUCUACGAGCUGGCAGGAGGCAUGGGUGACUGGUGCAGAAUGUAGCAGAAAGCUCUCUUACAUUUCCCAAGGGCCGCCAAGAUGGAAUUUAGUAACCUUACUUAAUGACUGUCUGAUUUUUAAAACACUUUUUAUUUUUAAAUGAUUAUAGAUUCUCAGGAAGUUGCAAAGAUAGUACAGAAAGAUCCCCUACAUCCAGCUUCCCCCAGUGGUUACAUCUGACACAAUUGUGGUCCAAUAUCAAAAGUGGGAAACCGACCCUGGCCAGCCUGAUUUUUUAAAAAAUAUAAUUUUGUAAUUCAGAUUUCUUUUGCUUUAUUAUACCUUUGCUGCCGUAAUGUCAAUAAAGCCACUCACCCUGACCCCAGACCUCUCAGGAGAAUCAUUUCAGUUCUUCCUUUUAACUACUGCAGCGAGAAAAUCAGCUGACCAUGGGGAUUUAACGAGCAGUAGGGGGGUCACAGCUUUGGGCAGGUAACCAAGUGACUCCCUAAGAUAUUAAAACCUAACCUUUCUAUCCUGUGAUGAACUCAUUUCCAGACUGUGAAUUAUUGGAGACAGCAAACUAAGCACUGAAAAUGUCUUAAAAUGAGGCAUAACAUUAGUCUUUUAAAAGCCUGACUUGAAAAGUAUGGCAUUCCACGAAGUUGGUUGGUGUUGUUUCUUUUGUUUUUCCCCUCCUCUUUAGAGUUGUGCAAAUCUGAUUCAGGAAAUAGCUCAGCUGGCUUUCGGGGAUGGGAGGGGCGAUUUGGGCACAUAAAUUAUGAUCAUUAUUUUAGGUUGUAUGCCUCAGUACCUUUACCAGAUGAAUCUAUGUACUAGUGACUCAACAGUGAAGAUAUUUUGUAGUUUCAGGUCCAUCUAGUCAAUGCGCAGAGGAUUAGCAAAAGUCUUGAUUCCCAGAGAGUCACAAAUUUCCAUUUCCACCCAAAGUAUACUUUGUGUUCUUCCAACAGUUAUCUGUUAAAAUAAAAGUAGCAAAGUCUCAGCUUGUGUAUAAAGUUUUCUCCUUUUGUUUAGAGAUACACUUAGAGGUUAAUAAUGUAUGUCGAAGCCUUCCUUCCCUGCCGUGUUUAUAAAUCUGUUCAGCCUGCUGCAUAAACACUGCCCUCCCCUUAAGCCCAUCCCAGGUGGGCGGGGCUGCUGCUUUCCGAUGCCCAUAACUCAACAGGAGUUGUUUUAUUGUCAGUAAUGCCAGUGCACUUUUGUGUGUGUGUGGUGUCUACCAUGUGACUAUUUAAUAAUUGCCAAAAUAGUUAGACUAGAGUAAGUUCCAACUGGUCAACUGAAUUGUGACUGUCCUCUUUCAUGGUUUUGUUUUUGUUUUUUUUAAUUGCUCUCUGUGAAACAUGUCCAUAACCGCCCCCCCGCCCCAAUAGAUUUGUAUAUACUGCAAUAGAAAAACUAAAAAGAUUACUUGAAUUCGUUGUUUUAAUGUUUUACUCUUUUAUCUGUUUGUUUUAUUGGUGAUUCUGAUGCCUAAUGACCUUUUUGUUUUUGUAACCGCUGGGGGAGCCGGAAGGACGGUUACACUGGUAGCUAGGCCCCCUGCCGGCUGAUCCACACUUGAGUUUAUUGUAGACACUUGGGUUCUGAGUAAGUUUUGUUUGAAUAUGGCCAACAUGACUGUUUCUCUCUCUCCUUAUCCUACAAGAAAAGAAUCUGUCUGGCACCUUUUAGUUGUACCCUCGUAUCUGCCUCUCUAAUAAACGUUAUAUUUUUCUCA